UCUCCCUCUCUAAACCAUUCGGACAAGCCAACCCGACAACAGACUGCAACUUGCUCCCCCACGACGCCAAGACUCGACGACACAAAGGGUGCGAACCUGGCCGAACCACGAAAAAAAACUACCCCUCUGCCCCUUCGCAGCAAAGCUCCCCUUGCCCCCCUGCACGCACACACAGUGGUGUUAUCAGAUAAUUGCGCAGCAGCGAGGCCUUUAACCCGACCAAGCCCGCCGCCGUUUCCCUUCUUCUUCCUCCCGUCCCCUCACAACUGCGGCUUUUCUUGACUCGCCUCGACACACUGCCCGGCGCCUUUAAAACCCGUGGUCGAUCUCAAGACUUGGCACCACCCUAUUCGCGUCCUCGUCGACCUCUUGGCUCUUGACUCUUUUACUCUCUUCUUAACGAACUUGACGAGUCACAAUGGUCGCAAAGGCUCUCCUCGCGGCCUUGCCCCUCGUCGGCCUCGCCCAGGCCGCCGUCAUCGAGCACUGGUGGAACAUCACCUACGUUGACAAUGUCAACCCCGACGGCCUCUUCCCCCGCCGUGUCAUUGGUGUUAAUGGCUCGUGGCCCCCACCCCCGCUCUGGUCGAACCACGGUGACAAGAUCAUUGUCCAUGCCACCAACGGCCUCGGCGUCGACUCGAUCCCGACCGCGCUGCACGCGCACGGCAUGAUCUUCAACGGCACCAACUACUACGACGGAGCCGUCGGCAUCACCCAGUGUGGUAUCCCCAACGGCUACACACUCGACUACGAGAUCGACACUGUCCACAACCAGGGAACAUACUGGAUCCACGGCCACUACUCGGGCCAGUACGUCGAUGGUCUCCGUGCUCCCAACAUCAUCCUCCCCGCCAACGGCACUGGACGAACGGAUAAUGUCACCUGGGACGACGAGUAUGUUAUCAUUGCGUCCGACUGGUACCACCGCCAGCACGACGACAUGGUCAAGAACGAGUUCUUGAACUGGAGGAACCCCACCGGUGCCGAGCCUGUGCCCGAGUCUGCUCUCAUCUACAUUGCCAAGGACGGCAAGUACCUGCACACCAACCAGGAGAUCUCGAGCGGUGUCGGAAACAAUGACAACGCGACCAUCACGUUUGAGCCCGGAAAGACGUACCGCAUCCGUGUCAUUGCCAUGACUGCGCUCACCAUGUUCCACUUCGGCAUCGAGGACCACGACAUGCAGAUCAUCGAGAUUGACGGUACCGAGAUUGUUCCUUACCCCAUCGACACGAUUGCCAUCUCGGCCGCUCAGCGCUACUCGAUCCUCGUCACGGCCAAGAACCAGACCGACAAGAACUACGCCAUGAUGUUCAUGCAGGACCCGGAGAUGUACGACAAGGUUCCCGAUGACCUCGUCCUCAACAACACUGUCCAGAUUGUCUACAACUCGGCCAAUGAGGCGCCCAAGCCCGUCAUCUACGAGAGCUGGGCCAUGAUCAACGAGACGGACAUGCACCCCAUGAUCCAGCAGGCGUCGUUCCAGCCCGACGUCCAGUUCACCCUUCACGCCGUUUUCGACACGUUUGACGACGGCACCAACCGCGCGUCGUGGUCGCUCGACGACGGCUUCCAGAACUCGACCUUCCAGUCGCCCAAGGUCCCCACCAUCUUCUCGGCGCUGAGCAUGGGCGAGGACGCGACCCAGCACCAGGUCUACGGCGCCCAGACGAACGCCAUCCCUCUCAAGCACGGCGACGUUGUCGAGCUCAAGGUGCACAACUGGGACUCUGGACACCACCCGUUCCAUCUCCACGGCCACACUUUCCAGGUCAUUGAGAAGUCGUUUGACGUGACCUCGGACGACCCGGUCAUCAACCCCCAGAUUGUCGACGACCAGAAGAACCCCAUUCACCGCGACACGAUCACCAUUCCUCCUGGAGGCAUGGUCGUCCUCCGCUUCAUUGCCGACAACCCAGGCGCGUGGUUCUUCCACUGCCACAUUGACUGGCACUUGACGUCUGGUCUUGCCGUCGUCUUUAUCGAGGCACCCGACGUCAUGCAGAAGACCCUCACGGUCCCUCAGCAGAUGUACGACCACUGCAAGUUCUUCAAGCAGGCCACGAGCGGCAACGUUGUCGGCCUCAACUCGACCACCGACUUCAAGGGCCAGCCAUGGGGCCCCUUCCCGCUCAAGAUGAACUGGACUCCCAAGGCCAUUGGCGCCAUGGCCGGCUGCAUCCUGACUGCCAUCAUUGGCUUCCUCACGGUUGUCUGGUACGGCACGGGCGAGCUCAACGAGGAGGAGAUUGAGGAGGAGGUCCGCCGCCACGUCGAGGCCAAGCAGCACAAGAAGCCUCUGUGGAAGAAGCUCACCGGUAGCCGCACCGAGUAGGUAGUACAUUGUUAGAUGCAGCAUAAUAGGAUUCA
Messenger RNA from Vanrija pseudolonga, 2373 nucleotides. It is a transcript of the gene fer1, whose product is annotated as Iron multicopper oxidase fer1. Gene Ontology annotation, biological process: cellular response to iron ion starvation; reductive iron assimilation. The record is from RefSeq and is a predicted model, not a curated record. Gene Ontology annotation, molecular function: copper ion binding; ferroxidase activity. The transcript has 5 exons. NCBI's taxonomy places the organism in Eukaryota, Fungi, Basidiomycota, Tremellomycetes, Trichosporonales, Trichosporonaceae. The coding region runs from base 419 to 2338 and encodes 639 amino acids. Gene Ontology annotation, cellular component: high-affinity iron permease complex.